Messenger RNA from Osmerus eperlanus (European smelt), 3771 nucleotides. RefSeq names its product eph receptor A2 a (gene epha2a). Bases 70 to 3006 code for a protein of 978 amino acids. Gene Ontology annotation, cellular component: dendrite; plasma membrane. Gene Ontology annotation, biological process: protein phosphorylation; axon guidance; ephrin receptor signaling pathway. The record is from RefSeq and is a predicted model, not a curated record. Lineage: Eukaryota; Metazoa; Chordata; Actinopteri; Osmeriformes; Osmeridae. Gene Ontology annotation, molecular function: ATP binding; protein binding; transmembrane-ephrin receptor activity. The transcript has 17 exons.
AGUAGCCACACUCAAGUUUUUGAGGUACUACCACCAGUGACUGAGACGGAGGAGCUAAAAGAUAAGAAAAUGGAUUCCCGUCGUGCACAUUUUUAUUCCUUGUUUUUGUACAUAUUCAUGAACCUUGUAUUUAUUAGUCUACAAUCUAAAGAACAAGUUCUUCUGGACAUGAAAGCCUCAGGAAGUGAGCUGGGCUGGUUGACCAUGCCAUUUGAGGAGGGGUGGGAGAUAGUCCAGACGGUGGUGAAUGGCUCCCUUCUCUACACCUACAGCGUGUGUAAGAUAGACGCUGGUGACCAGGACAAUUGGCUGCGUACCACAUUCAUCCAGCGCCGGCCAGGGGCCACCAGAGUCUCGGUGGAGCUCCGCUUUGUGGUGCGGGACUGCAACACCUUCGACGGCGCCUCGCUGUCCUGCAAAGAGACGAUCAACUUGUUCCUCUCCGAGGCCGACGCCGACGUGGGCACCACCUUCCGGAAGGGCCAGUUCCGCAAAGUGGCCACCAUUGCCCCGGACGAGAUCACCCGGGGCCGGGAUCUGAAGAUCAACCUGGAGACCAGGACGGUGGGGCCUCUAUCCAGGAAGGGCUUCUAUCUGGCCUUCCAGGACAUGGGGGCUUGUGUGGCACUGCUCUCUGUGAGGGUGUACUACAAGAUGUGCCCGGCCACCGUGCGGAACCUGGCGGCUUUCCCAGAGACGGUGGCCGAUGCUUUGAAGGAGGUGGAGGGAACAUGUGUGGAGAAGGCCAUCAGCCAGGGCUCCCCACGCAUUUACUGCACAGCUAAAGGAGAGUGGGUGGUGCCCUUGGGACAGUGCCAAUGCCUCGCCGGCUAUGAAGCCGUCGGAGAUUCCUGCCAAGCGUGUACGCAAGGCUCCUUUAAGCCGGCAGCGUCCAAUGAGUCGUGUGAGAUCUGUCCUGCGAACACCAAGGCCUCCUCCCCCGGCGCCCUCCUGUGUCCGUGUAAGGAAGGCUUCUACCGCUCCCCCUCCGACCCACCCACAUCAGCCUGUUCUGCACUCCCCAGUGCCCCUCGUGACCUGUCCUCCACCACCCUGUCGGCCGACGGGCGUCUGCAGCUCUCCUGGGCGCCCCCGCUGGUGACGGGCGGCCGCAGUGACAUCACCUACAGCGUGGUGUGCGAGCACUGCGACGGGGCCUUUUGUGUUCCCUGCGGGGAGACGGUCCGCUUCAAGCCAGGCUCCGCAGACCUGCGGGACACCGUGGUAACCGCCAGCGGGCUGGAGCCCCACCUUAACUACACCUUCACCGUGGACGCCCACAGCGGGGUGUCUCAGUACAGCAGCGAGACACCCAGCAGCACCAUCACCACUGCUCUGCACUACACAGAUCCCCCCAGAGUGACAUCCAUCCACCUGGAUGAGCGUGGCCCCACCAGCCUGUCUCUGUCCUGGGCCCUCUCACGUCGAGCUCCAGCUCAUAUCAACCACCGCUAUGAACUCAUGUUCCGCAGGAAGGAGGAUGAGAGCGAGCGCGACGUCACCACGUAUACAGUCCUAGUUCUGGACAAAAACUCGGCCCAGAUUGGGGACCUCUCCCCUGGUACCACCUACAUAUUCCGGGUCCAGGCCUUAAGUCCUGAAGGCCACCCUGGCAGCUACAGCAUGGCGCAUGAGUUCCGCACGCUGGCUCUACCGGAGUCUCAGAUCCAGAGCAGCUCCACGUGGGCUGUGGGAGCUGUCAUUGGAGGAGGGGUCAUGCUGAUUAUCGUUGUGGUGGUUCUACUGCUGCACAGACGGAGAUUGAUUUCCCAUGGGAGAGGUGGACCUGAGGACCCGUACUUUUCCAACACAGAUCAGCUGAAGCCUCUGAAGACUUAUGUUGAUCCGCACAUGUACGAGGACCCCAACAUAGCCGUCCUGAAGUUUGCCAGUGAGAUUCAUCCUAGUCACAUCACCAAACAGAAGGUCAUUGGAGCAGGAGAGUUUGGAGAGGUGUUCUGGGGAGUCCUGAAGGUCCCGGGGCGGAAGGAGGUGGCAGUUGCCAUCAAGACUUUAAAGCCAGGAUACACAGAGAAACAGAGGCAGGACUUCCUGAGUGAAGCCAGCAUCAUGGGCCAGUUCUCCCAUCAGAAUAUCAUCCGUCUGGAGGGAGUGGUCACCAAAUUUAAACACGCCAUGAUUGUGACAGAGUACAUGGAGAAUGGCGCUCUGGAUAACUAUCUAAGGGACCAUGAUGGGGAGAUAGCUUCGUACCAGCUGGUGGGUAUGCUGCGUGGCAUCGCCGCGGGUAUGAAGUACCUGUCAGACAUGAACUACGUCCAUCGCGAUCUCGCUGCCAGGAACGUUCUAGUCAACGGCCACCUGGAGUGUAAAGUUUCUGACUUCGGCCUUUCUCGAGUGUUGGAGGAUGACCCGGAAGGCACCUACACUACCAGCGGAGGGAAAAUCCCCAUCCGAUGGACAGCUCCCGAAGCCAUUGCCUACAGGAAGUUCACAUCGGCCAGCGAUGUGUGGAGCUUUGGCAUUGUCAUGUGGGAGGUCAUGGCCUUUGGAGAACGGCCAUACUGGGACAUGAGCAAUCAUGAGGUGAUGAAGGCCAUCAACGAAGCCUUCCGGCUGCCCGCCCCGAUGGACUGUCCAUCCACGGUGUACCAGCUGAUGUUGCAGUGCUGGCUACAGGAUCGCUCCAAACGACCCCGCUUCCCAGACAUUGUCAACAUCUUGGACAAGCUGCUCCAAAGCCCAGAGUCUUUAAAAACCAUUGCUGACUUUGACCCACGAGUGUCCAUCCGACUUCCCAGCACCAGUGGCUGUGACGGCACUACGUUCCGGUCGGUGUCGGAGUGGCUGGAGUCCAUCAAGAUGAGCCAGUACAAUGAAAGCUUUGCCUGUGCAGGAAUCACAAGCAUGGAGCAGGUGCUAGCCAUGAGGCCUGAGGAUAUCAGGAACAUUGGAGUGAGGCUACCAGGUCACAUGAAAAGAAUUGCCUACAGCAUCCUUGGUCUGAAGGACCAGACAAGCACACUCAGUGUGUUUGCAGUGUGACCCAAUAAUGUGAUUCCCCAGAAUCAGACUGCACUGACCGCACAUUUUUACAGGCACACUGAAUACGGAGAAAAGAGUUGGUGGGGCAGGAUAUGACUGAGCUAUGACCAGGAUUAUUUACUCAGACUUGGCAAUCUAUAUAUACGGUUUGACUGAAGAGGACCCUGCCCUGGCCACUCAGAAAAGACUGAGAUUAUACACUUUGAAGUACUUUAUGCCAAGAAAAUUAAUUAAAAAGUAUGUAUCAUAUGUACAUAAUGUUUUAUAUUAUCAGACAUGUAAACAUAAUGACAGAUUGGAAAACAGCCUUAAAAAGGAAAAAGAGAGAUCUGAAACUGUUCUGUGUUGUAUUUUUCUAAACUGGAAGUCUUACGAGAAAACAGGGAGAAACGGGAACAAAUCAUUCCAACAUCGAUUUCUCAAUCCUAAUGAGGCUUUGCAAUAACUCAUAAAUAGAAGAGUAAUUUUACCAUUUUAGGAAUUGUAUUUUGAUUUAUUGUGCUCAGGGCCACUUAUCAUAUCAAUACACUCCUCCAUUUUUGUUAGCUAACUAUUUUAUUUUGUCUGUCUACAAUCCAACUCUAAGUGUUCCUUUCCUAUUGUUGUUAUUUUUUUACACUUUGUCCACAAGUAGUCUUACAAUGUUUUAUUUUCAGUUGUAUUUAAUAUUUAUUGUAUUGCAUAUUUAUUGAAAGACACUGACCUGGCACAUUUAAAAUAAAUAUUGUAUGUUACUGUACCAAUAAAAUCAGUGUUGAAUACAAG